UGUCGCCCAACGGCAGUAGGACAAAGCAUUUACUUCGGACAACGGAAAUCCUUGUGGCGUCCCAACUCAUCGCCUGGAACGUUCACCGGCUUCCCUCCCAAUGCGUAUUGCCUUGAUCUUCUUACCUUCCAGCCCUUCUGACAAUAUACAGUUAAUACCUUUCAUAUAAGCUUAUGAUCAGACGUUGGCGGUGUGACCAGAAGCUUGGUACAUGACUAGGGCUCUAUCCUGCGCUUGUCUGUCUUCUUGAGGAGACAUAAGCGCUUUACUCUUAAGCUCUCGGUAUCUGCAACAUAACUAGCAUGGCAAUGGCAUGUGACUGUGAACGGGCGGUACCCGCCCUACAGGGGUUCCACAUGCUGAACUCAAAGGCGCUUACCAAAUGGGAACUCGACAACGGCUCGCUCAUCAGCUCCAUCGGGAUGUGGAGGAGCCCAUGCGGUGUCUUUGCUGGCAUUUACGCGCACCUAUACGAGAGCAUGCAGCAAGGGCAGCCUAGCGAGAUGCCCAUCAGGAUCAGGGACCCCACCUGCGCCACCGUGUUCGUUGUGACAGCGGCCGCGUACCCAGAGUGGCCGUACCUCCAGCUGACGCAGAUGAGCUCCCUCACUCGGCAUUUCAAACACGUGUGCGGCGGCCCAGUUGAGGAGGGGGACGUGCUCAUCUUCUCACCGCAUGGCGACGGUGACACCGCCAUCUUCGACGUCUGCCUGCGCCGCGGCUGCACCUCAGCACAACCGCCGCGGUCGGCAUCCGAGGACCUUUGCCUGGCAGAGCUGGAGCCGGAGGGACGCGCGGAAGCGGCAGCAGCCUGUGAGUGCAGCAGCAGUAGCCAGGGCACCAGCAACGGCUGGGGUACGGGAGAAGGGACGGCUGGCAUGUAUGGCCUGCCCGACGACUUGGGAGAGACCGGUUCAAGGUCAGUUGAGCAGCGUUCGCCGCAGGUACCUACCCCUGCGUCCGCUGCCCUGGGUGCGCCCGGCACCCGGCCGGCAACGCGGACGGGGGCCCGCCAAGGUGGCGGGGACAGCCCUGACGCUGGCAGCCCUAACGCCCAUGGCGACGCGGAGAGGCAGGGGCAAUCCGAUGAGGUCUGCUACCACAAGUUGGUGCCAUCAAACGUGGCGUGCAAGAGCAUCCAGUUCACCGCGCACAUGAUGCGCACCGUGUUCAAGGACCUGCGGACGGACCCCACCACCACCGCGUUCACCCUCUCGCUGGACCCCAGGGACCCGCAACACCGGCAAGAGCAGCAACAGGGCGGGCAGCAGCAGGAGCGGCAACAGGGGUCAGACCAGCAAACAUCAUGGAAGAUUCGCUUGAACGAUCACAGGAAACGCAGGACCUACGGCUACGGGUUCGGCCCCGUCCAGGAGCGGCUGCGCUACGGUGCCGGCAGCGUGCUGGCCUUCCGCCGCGACACCAGCGGCCCGCUCCGCUACUUCGUACGCCUGCUGCCGGGGGACGCUGCUUCAGCUCUGGCCGCCGAAGCAGCAGCAGCAGCGAGAGCAGCAGACCCAGCAGCAACGGGAGCAGCAGCAACGGGAGCUGCUUCAGCCCCACAGCAGCAGCAGCCACAGCAGCACCCGGCCAGUGCUGCGGCGUGCAGCGGCCCUGCCACUCCCACCCAGCGCCACCCGGGCCGCCCCGGUGCAGCCAGCAACCACCCUGGUUCAGCCCUGCCGGAAGCUCAGCCGCGGGGGGCAGUUGUCGGGAAGCGUGUGGGAAGCAGCGACGAGGCCCAUGUUCGGGAUAACGGGACCACGACGGCAGAGCCGCAGGCGGCUGCGGCUGCAGCAGCGGGACCAGGGACCGCAGAGGCUGAAGGCGGGCAGGCUGCGCGUCCGGCGAAGCAGCGCCGUGUCGACGCUGCUGCUAGCGCUGGUGGUGUGGCGGCUGCGGGUGGCAGCAGCCCUGACGACCUGAUCUGUUUCAGGAAGAUUAUGAAUUACAACAUGAAGCACAGGCGUGUGAAAUUCACCCAAGACAUGCUGUCCACCGCCUUUAAACCCCUUCUGGACGACCCCACCAUGAUGGCCUUCACCCUCCUGCUGGACUCGGAACGCGACCCUCACCCGCUCCCCGGCGGCUCCGGCAGCUGCCACGGCGGCGGCGGCAAUGGAGGCGGCGAUGGAAGCAGCCAGCAGCCAAGCCCCGAUCCGCAACCCUCCUGGCAGAUUACGGUGGGCCGGCACGACAAGAAGGGAAACACCGUGGGGUACGGCUACGGCCCCGUGCAGCAGCAUCUGGGCUACAAGCCGGGCGACGUGGUGAGGUUCCGCCGUGACCCCCACGACCCCAGCCGCUACUACAUCCGACUGGUGUCGAACCUGUCAUCCACGGCAGCAGCAGCCGCGCCUGCAGCAGCAGGGGCACCCCAACAAGCCGCACAGCCGCCGGAGCCGCGUCCUUCACAGCAGGAGCAGCAAUAGCAGGGGUUCCCGCAGCGCCAACAAAACGCGUAUGCAGAACGGUAGGGCCCUGCCCUGCCCAGCGGCGUCGCUAGCUCACUUCCUGCGGCCGCCGGCCCGACUGCAGGUGCGUUGGUCACUGGAGCCUGACCCAUGGGUCGGUCCCACAGCGCUUGUCGAGAAGGGCCAAGACAGAGCUCCAGCAAGCACAGGUACUCAGGUAGCAGUUUGGCAGGCAUAAUGCUUGUAAUAUAACAGCAGGAGCAGUGCACUUAGUAAGAGCCGUCGGAGUAGGUUUACGACAAGCCACAGUUGUGGCCACAUGCGCAAGAGGUGAUUGUCGCAUUCCCCAGCCGUAUAGUGCCAGGCAGGCGCGGGGCAUAGUGCCAUGUAGCAUGUUCGACUCGUAGUGUAGAAUGUACAGCGCCGCUGCUGCAAAGCGGUUUGCACAGCAGAGGAAAUAGUAUACGGUAGCCGCCGUACCUUGCUUCGCUAGCAUGACAAAUGCCAUGACGCUUUUGUCCAUAUGGUUUAGCCAAUGUUUCGUUUAUAUCUUAGGCCCUGUGCCAAUCUUCUGGACGCCUCUCAAGGGCGUCUACUGUCGGCUCUGUUUGUUAGUGUUCGCAGGAUUUAGGUUGUACGGCAUGAGGGAAGGAGUCGUAGGGCUCUCACGCGUAUCAGCACUCACUUCAGUCGUUGAACAUGUGCUAGCGUGUUGUAUUGUUUCUCAUUGUACCUGUCCAUCAACACUUUCCCCAUGGGCGCCAAAGAGGUGCGCUUGUUGGGAUCAGAGAGACUUGGGUUGCCUGCGCGCACGUCAAGUGUUGCUGUACCUGGGGUGCCGGCGUGCACCCCGUAAGAUGCACAUUUCAAAUGACAACUGGGACA
This is a messenger RNA of Astrephomene gubernaculifera, 3299 nucleotides long. The record is from the annotation of a GenBank genome assembly. NCBI's taxonomy places the organism in Eukaryota, Viridiplantae, Chlorophyta, Chlorophyceae, Chlamydomonadales, Astrephomenaceae.